Messenger RNA from Odobenus rosmarus divergens (Pacific walrus), 337 nucleotides. Its product is annotated as hemoglobin subunit beta-like. The record is from RefSeq and is a predicted model, not a curated record. Lineage: Eukaryota; Metazoa; Chordata; Mammalia; Carnivora; Odobenidae. The annotation marks the transcript as partial. The transcript is spliced from 2 exons.
CUGGACAACCUCAAGGGCACCUUUGCUAAACUCAGUGAGCUGCACUGUGACAAGCUGCACGUGGAUCCCGAGAACUUCAAGCUCCUGGGCAACGUGCUGGUGUGUGUGCUGGCUCACCACUUUGGCAAAGAAUUCACCCCUCAGGUGCAGGCUGCCUAUCAGAAGGUGGUGGCUGGUGUGGCCAAUGCCCUGGCUCACAAGUACCAUUGAGAUCCUGGCCUGUUUCCUGGUGACCACUGGAAGACCCUGUUUCCCUAAAUUCUAUCUUCUGAACUGGGGGAAAUAAUGUCCACCAUCAAGGGUAUGGUUUCUGCCUAAUAAAGAACCUUCAGCUCAA